Tigriopus californicus is the source of this 799-nucleotide messenger RNA. Its product is annotated as serine protease inhibitor dipetalogastin-like. Lineage: Eukaryota; Metazoa; Arthropoda; Copepoda; Harpacticoida; Harpacticidae. Bases 83 to 538 code for a protein of 151 amino acids. The record is from RefSeq and is a predicted model, not a curated record. Gene Ontology annotation, molecular function: protein binding. The transcript has 3 exons.
AAUGACAGGUCGGUCCAAUCAUUGCAAAAGUGGAGAAUCAAAAUAGAAUCAAUCAACUCUUUAACACAUUCCGUCCUUCAUCAUGCAGAAUCUCUUGGUCUUUGUGAGUGUAUUGGUCGGUCUUUGCCACGGUCAAGAUCGGGACGUUGUUUCAGAGGCCGAAUUAUCUGGGUGCCCUUGCAUCGCUCUCUAUCAGCCCGUUUGCGGUGAAAAUGGCCAGAGUUACUCAAACUCCUGUGUGGCCGAAUGCAACGACGUGACUGUCCAAUGUGAAGGCAAAUGCCCCUGCGCAGAGGAUCCUGUAAUUGACUUUCCAGGUCCAAUUGAAGAGCCACAACCUUGUCCUAAGCUUCUCAAACCUGUUUGCACUGAAAAUGACAACACUUUCGAUAAUGAAUGUGAAGCCGAGCGAUCUGGGGAGGAAAUCCUUUGCGAGGGCAAAUGCCCGUGUACCAAUGGCUGCCCCUUUUGUUGCAUCAAUAAUAGUCCCAAAUGUAAAUUGGUCAGGGUUGCUUGCAAUGGAUGCCCCAACACCUAAUUUCAAUACAAAUCUUAUCGAUGACUUCUCCAAUAUAUUAUGGUACCUGAAGUUUUUUAAAUGAACAUUACAGCUUCCUUACUGUCUUGUUUGCUUGUGGUAUGAUUUUGAAUAAAAAAAUGAUGAGGUCGUCUUCUUAAAUGUGAAGAAAGCAAGAAUAUUGUAUCUAUGCAUCUUACAUGAAGAAGAAUGGUAAAUUGUCAGUGUCCUUGAUUCCAGCACGCUUGAAUAGUGAAAUAUAUGAGUUUUGUACAUUUCUAA